CUGAGGAACGUGCUGCUGAUUCUCAACAAUUCUGUGGAAAGAAUCUGAUCCAUUACAGUCUUGAUUUAAGAAAAAAUAUAGACAGUCAUCCCCUGAUGAAGGCUAUAUAACAUUAGCUGAAACGCGUUGGGCUUUUUUGCAGACCAUUUUUAUCUUUGACAUUGGAAUAAAAAUUUGUGAAUUUACAUACGUAUUUUCACUCAAGCUUUCUUGUCAUCCUGGGGUGCCCCCCUUUUUACCUAUUUGUCCUAUCUAUUCCCACCUGAGUUCUCAGAGCAGCACCAACAUAGGUUGAAAGGCCCACAAGUGAGCCGCUGACAGUGUGACAGAGCUUCAGUGUCUCAUAAGACAAUCUGUACGUCUCAACAGGAAGACCUAGAGGACCUCAGGUGCUUAUCAUCACUGUUUCUGCUGGUACCUGCCCGUUGGCCUCCCAAAAUAUGCUGAUCCUAUCCUGUCCUUCCAAGUUGCAGCUGCUGGAGGGGCUGCUGAAGAAGAGCCUCCCUCAGACACUUGUGGUCCAUGGUGCAGUCAUGAACAUAAACCGUGGGAACCCAGCUGGCCAUGAGGUGAUUGUGGAUUCAUGGCCAGAGUUCAAAGCUGUCCUUACUCGGCCAUGCAGAGAGAUUGCUUCAGACAAUGCGGAUAUGUAUACCAACCUGUAUGGAGCAUUUUACCGGGAUCUUGAUGCAUACCGGACACUGUUGCUCGAUACAGAUGCUGUCAACUGGGACCAAAACCUUCGUCUCUAUGGCAACCAGGAUGGGAUAUAUGAAGUAUCUAAAGAUGCUGCUGUCGCCAGGAAAGCCCAGUUGACUGCAAUUCCCCACUUCACCUACUUCCACCCCAACCCGAAUAAACUGCCUCAGCGCCAGCUAGAUCCCAGCUUCACCCUUGCUUCCUUGAAUAGCUCCCACGUUGAUCUGCUGAAUGAAACAUGGCUCCAUGGGGGCAAUGAACAAAGCCGGAGGUACCUGGCCAACAUAGUGCAGUGGUUCCCCACUACCUGCAUCCUGGACACCAAUGGUCACCCUAUCAGCUGGAGCCUCAUGGAUCCUUCAGGCGCAAUGGGACAUGGUUACACCCUUCCACUGUACCGUCGAAGGGGCUAUUUAACUGUGGCGAUGACGGCACAUGCCAUGCAAGCCCAUGCAGCUGGAUACCCCAUAUAUGGCUUUGUUGCCCUAAACAAUGUCCGGAUGCAGAAUUUGCAGGAGCAUUAUGGCUUCCAGAAAUUAUCUGAACUGUGCAAUAUCUGCAUCCAUUCUUCAGCUUAUCAGAGGGAAGAGGAGGAGAGACAAAAAUACCUUUCCUAGCAUUCUGCCCAGCCCCUUCACUCGACUUCAGGAGCACUCUGAAUGAGAGAGAGAGAAGGAGGGAGGUCCAUCCACUGUCCAGUUUUGACCACCAUUCAAGUGUUUCUCCCUCCCUUUUUGCUUCCUUUGCCUUUCCUCCUUAAUCUUGGACUUUCCUGACCCUCCCUCAAACGCAUUUUUAAUGUUUCCGUUCACCUCACAUCCAACAUGGACAACAGCCAAAGCAGAGACCCAAU
Molecule: messenger RNA, 1552 nt
Organism: Rhineura floridana
Lineage: Eukaryota; Metazoa; Chordata; Lepidosauria; Squamata; Rhineuridae
Product: glycine N-acyltransferase-like protein 3
Exons: 8
Coding region: 441-1316 (291 amino acids)
Cellular component (GO): mitochondrion
Molecular function (GO): glycine N-acyltransferase activity
Source: RefSeq, a predicted model, not a curated record